Dentiscutata heterogama is the source of this 1416-nucleotide messenger RNA. NCBI's taxonomy places the organism in Eukaryota, Fungi, Glomeromycota, Glomeromycetes, Diversisporales, Gigasporaceae. The record is from the annotation of a GenBank genome assembly.
AUGAAAUUCCAUUUUGCAUUCUUUGCGUUCGUGUUUUCUUCUAUCUUAAAUGUACAAUCAUAUGCGACCCUACGAGAAGAUUCCAUUUUUGAUGGAUGCGCAAGAAUUCAUAAUAAAUUUGUUACAAAAAAGUCAAAUAAUUUUAGUUAUGAAGAUGUUAAAGAUUGUUACGAAAGAAUUCCGUUCGAUAGCCUAAUUGCUUCUAAGACCAUCGAAUCAUUAACCAGAUUACUCGAUGGGUUUUAUCCACUUUUGAAUAAAGCAAAAGAACCACCACAAUCCGGAUUUAGCUUUAAGUCAAGGGAUAUAUUGACUGAAUUGAACCUUUUGAAGGAAAAAUCUUUUCAAAAUUUAUACGACUUUAUAAUUAAUGUUAAACAUUUCUUUUAUGAUAUGAAAGAACCGCAUACAUUAUUUAUAUCAGAUUGUUUUUCUACAUUUGCUUUUUUUACAAACAUUACGUUAUAUUCAGUUGUUAAAGACGAUGGUGAGCAGAUAAUAAAAGUCUUUGAUGAUACUAUUGAUUCAUCUAAUAUCGAUUGCGAAGUAACUCAUAUAAAUGGUCGUCAAGCAUUUGAAGUGAUUUUUGAAUUUGCCCAAGAUUCAGUUUAUACAUCAAGAGAUAUUGGCGUACGAUUUAAUACAGCCCUUGAUCAUAAUCAUUCAGGAUAUUCUUUUUCUGUACGAGCUGAAUUACCAGAGACGCCAAGUAUUGUUUAUACACUUAAAUGUUGUAAACAUACUAGGAGCUUUAAUGUUACAAGAAAUUGGGUUGCAUUUAGUAAUCCUAAACUUUUAGAAAGAUUCAAUAAUUCAAGAACUUAUUUUACAAAUAUUUGUAAUGCUACAAAAGAAAAUAAACAUAUGUCUUAUAGUAACGGGAUUCGAGAUACUAGAAUAUCAUCCAAUAAUAUUCAUCGUAUAAUGACAAAACAAGCUGAAGGAUUAACUAUUAUAAAAAUUAUUGAUGAUUUUAUGGAAUUUUAUAAAAUAAAAGACUUUGGAGUUGUACGAAUCCUUACAGUACACUAUCCUAAAAUGUAUGAUGAAAAUGAUAAAUUUAAUUCCGCAUUUUUCGCAAAUAUAAUUCAAGGAUUUAAAGAUUUAAGAAAUACAGGUGUUAAAAAGGCAAACAAUCUAGGUGGAUAUGUUUUAAUUAGUGCUUUUAUUAGUUUACUUUUAUUCCCUGACACCUAUCCUUCUUUUGAAUUUGAUUUUCGAAUUACUGAGCCAAUGAAACUCGCAAUCACUGAACAAUUUAGACUUGCAACACCAGGAAAUGUUUUUGAUAUGUCUGAUUAUGCUGAUGCAAUAACUCAUAUUAAUUUUACAAGUGCAAAUGAUAUUUUUGGAAACAAUAGUUUUACCCGUGGCAAUAUUACAGAACAUUAUUCAAAAAAAUCUAGAUUUAAAUGA